Pediculus humanus corporis (human body louse) is the source of this 159-nucleotide messenger RNA. RefSeq lists its product as uncharacterized. The record is from RefSeq and is a predicted model, not a curated record. Bases 1 to 159 code for a protein of 52 amino acids. Lineage: Eukaryota; Metazoa; Arthropoda; Insecta; Psocodea; Pediculidae. The transcript is spliced from 2 exons.
AUGUACAAACCUGAAACAAUCGGAGUUGUUACAACAGAAACAAACGUUGUUGAUGUUUCUAACAAUACCGGAAAUCAAAGUGGAAAAGAUCAAAUACAGGAACGUGAAUCACUUCAUUUGGAUGCUGCCGUCGGAAAAUUAUUAGAAGGGAAGGAAUAA